Molecule: messenger RNA, 1650 nt
Organism: Orycteropus afer afer
Lineage: Eukaryota; Metazoa; Chordata; Mammalia; Tubulidentata; Orycteropodidae
Gene: SLC1A5
Product: solute carrier family 1 member 5
Exons: 8
Coding region: 10-1650 (546 amino acids)
Biological process (GO): L-aspartate import across plasma membrane
Cellular component (GO): plasma membrane
Molecular function (GO): L-aspartate transmembrane transporter activity; symporter activity; neutral L-amino acid transmembrane transporter activity
Source: RefSeq, a predicted model, not a curated record
CUUCUCAUCAUGACGGCCGAUGCUCCCAGGGGAAACUCCAAGGGGUUCGCCGCGGCGAUGGAGCCCAUGGCGAACGGUGUCUCGACGUUGGUCCCUAUGGAGGACAAAGAUGAGGCGGUCGGCGGCUGCUGCCGUUCCCGGGACCAGGUGCGUCGCUGCCUUCGCGCCAACUUGCUGGUGCUGUUCACGGUGAUGGCCGUGGUAGCGGGCGUGGUGCUGGGGCUGGGGGUGUCCUGGGCCGGCGGCAAGCUCGCGCUGGGCCCCGCGCGCCUGGAGGCCUUCGCCUUCCCGGGCGAGCUGCUGCUGCGUCUGCUGAAGAUGAUCAUCCUGCCGCUGGUGGUGUGCAGCCUGGUGGGCGGCGCCGCCAGCCUGGACCCGAGCGCGCUCGGCCGCCUGGGCUCCUGGGCGCUGCUCUUUUUCCUGGUCACCACGCUGCUGGCCUCGGCGCUUGGCGUGGGCUUGGCGCUGGUGCUGCAGCCAGGCGCUGCCGUUGUGCCCAUCAACGUCUCGGUCCCGGCCCUGGACGCUGGCGAAGCGGCCCCCAGCAAGGAGGUGUUGGACUCCUUCCUGGAUCUUCUGAGAAAUAUCUUCCCCUCCAACCUGGUGUCCGCAGCCUUCCGUUCAUAUACCACCACCUAUGAAAUGAAAGCUAUUGGCGGAAUCGAGAAUGGCACCUUGGUGAAGGUGCCCUGGGGGGGUGAGGUGGAAGGCAUGAACAUUCUGGGCCUAGUGGUGUUUGCCAUCGUCUUUGGCAUUGCCCUGCGGAAACUGGGGCCUGAGGGCGAGCUGCUCAUUCGUUUCUUCAACUCCUUCAAUGAUGCCACCAUGGUGCUGGUCUCCUGGAUCAUGUGGUAUGCCCCUGUGGGCAUCUUGUUCCUGGUGGCCAGCAAGAUUGUGGAGAUGGAGCACGUGGGAAAGCUCUUUGCCAGUCUAGGCAAGUACAUCUUGUGCUGUCUCCUGGGCCACGCCAUCCACGGGCUCCUGGUCCUGCCCCUCAUCUACUUCCUGUUCACACGCAAGAACCCCUACCGCUUCCUGUGGGGUAUCAUGACGCCACUGGCCACCGCCUUCGGGACGUCCUCCAGCUCUGCCACGCUGUACCUGAUGAUGAAGUACGUGGAGGAGAGGAACGACGUGUCCAAGCACAUCAGCCACUUCAUCCUGCCGAUCGGUGCCACCGUCAACAUGGAUGGCGCGGCGCUCUUCCAGUGUGUGGCGGCUGUGUUCAUCGCCCAGCUCAACCAGCAGCCCUUGGACUUAGUGAAGAUCAUCAUCAUCCUGGUCACGGCCACAGCAUCCAGCGUGGGAGCAGCAGGCAUUCCUGCCGGGGGGGUCCUCACUCUGGCCAUCAUCCUUGAAGCUGUCAACUUACCGGUUAAGGACCUCUCCUUGAUCCUGGCUGUGGACUGGCUGGUGGACCGGUCAUGUACUGUUCUCAACGUGGAGGGCGAUGCCUUUGGAGCGGGACUUCUCCAAUAUUAUGUGGACCGCACAGAACCGAGCAGCCCAACACCCGAGCUGACCCACGUGAAGAGUGAGACACCCCUGACUCAGCUGCCUGUCCCCACUGAGGAAGGAAAUCCCCUCCUCAAACCCCAACUAGGCCCCGCUGGGGAUACUGAUACCUUUGAGAAGGAAUCGGUCAUGUAA